Messenger RNA from Musa acuminata AAA Group (dessert banana), 2507 nucleotides. RefSeq names its product ammonium transporter 3 member 3-like. The coding region runs from base 139 to 1596 and encodes 485 amino acids. The transcript has 3 exons. Gene Ontology annotation, cellular component: plasma membrane. Gene Ontology annotation, molecular function: ammonium channel activity. Gene Ontology annotation, biological process: ammonium transmembrane transport. The record is from RefSeq and is a predicted model, not a curated record. NCBI's taxonomy places the organism in Eukaryota, Viridiplantae, Streptophyta, Magnoliopsida, Zingiberales, Musaceae.
CUGUACUAAUUUAGCGACUUAAUCUGUCCUUUUUUCUCUCAUCUCUUCGCUGGUAUAGCAGCACGCAAUUGUAUCUGUUAGCCACGAACCCGACUAAGUAGUUCCUUUGGCCGGGGAAGAAGAGCAAGCUUUGUGGCCAUGGCGGUGCCGACGGCGUACCAGGGCAACACGUCGGCGGCGGUGCCGGAGUGGCUGAACAAAGGGGACAACGCGUGGCAGAUGGUGUCGGCCACGCUGGUCGGCCUGCAGAGCGUUCCGGGACUGGUGAUCCUCUACGGCAGCAUCGUGAAGAAGAAGUGGGCGGUCAACUCGGCCUUCAUGGCGCUGUACGCCUUCGCCGCCGUCUGGAUCUGCUGGGUCACCUGGGCCUACAACAUGUCCUUCGGCGACAAGCUCGUCCCCUUCUGGGGGAAGGCCAAGCCGGCCUUCGGCCAGACGUUCCUCAUCAAGCGGGCGGCCCUGCCGGCCACGACCCACCUCUACCAUAACGGCACCGUGGAGACUGCCAUGUCCACCCCCUACUUACCCAUGGCCUCCGUGGUCUACUUCCAGUGCUCCUUCGCCGCCAUCACCGUCGUCCUCCUCGCCGGCUCCCUCCUCGGCCGGAUGAACAUCAAAGCCUGGAUGGCCUUCGUCCCACUGUGGCUCACCUUCUCCUACACCGUCGGCGCCUUCUCCCUCUGGGGCGGUGGCUUCCUCUUCCAGUGGGGCGUCAUCGACUACUCCGGCGGCUACGUCAUCCACCUCUCCUCCGGCAUCGCCGGCCUCACCGCCGCCUACUGGGUCGGGCCGAGGACAGCGAGCGACAGAGAGAGGUUCCCACCGAACAACGUGCUGCUAGUGCUAGCCGGGGCGGGGCUGCUGUGGAUGGGGUGGGCGGGGUUCAAUGGCGGGGCGCCCUACGCCGCCAACAUCGAUGCGUCCAUGGCGGUGCUCAACACGCACGUAUGCGCCGCGACGAGCCUCCUCAUGUGGACGACGCUCGAUGUGGUCUUCUUCAAGAAGCCGUCAGUCAUCGGCGCCGUGCAAGGGAUGAUGACCGGCCUCGUAUGCAUCACACCCGGUGCAGGACUGGUCCAAGGCUGGGCUGCCAUGGUGAUGGGGAUCUUGUCCGGGAGCAUCCCCUGGUUCACCAUGAUGGUGGUGCACCGCAGAUGGUCCUUCCUUCAGAACAUCGACGACACGCUCGGCGUCUUCCACACCCAUGCCGUCGCCGGCUUCCUCGGCGGCGCAGCCACCGGCCUCUUCGCCGAGCCCGUCCUGUGCGCCCUCUUCCUCCCCGUCACCCACUCUCGCGGCGGCGUCUACGGCGGCGUCGGCGGCGUCCAGCUCCUGAAGCAGGUCGUCGGCGCCGGGUUCGUCGUCGCGUGGAACGCCGUCGUCACCACCGCCAUCUGCGCGGCCAUCCGCUUCGUCGUCCCGCUCCGCAUGUCCGAGGACCAGCUCAAGAUCGGCGACGACGAAGUACAUGGCGAGGAAGCCUACGCGUUGUGGGGCGACGGGGAGGCGUUGGAGCUAACGACGCAUGGACCACCGAACUCCCAAUUGGAAUCGCAGCGUCCUCAUGUUCCUACUGGCGUGACCCAAAACGUUUGAAGUAUUUAAUUAGUUCUAUUGAUCCAUUAAUUGUUUUUACUUGAUGUUGGACACCGACACACGAAGAAACAUACAACAAAGAGCUUCUCAUGCAAUGAACUGCUUGUAGUGCAUCUGCAACAGUGUAUAUUUCCCUCGGAAUGAAACUGAUCGAUCCUCUAAAAGCCGUGUUAAGUUUCGAGUUGCAGUGAGGAAACGCUUGUGGGUUACAUCUUCCAGCCUUCUUGUCUUCACAAACUCCAGGAAAUUAACUGCAAGCAUUCACUGACCUCCAAUUACGGUGCACAAACACACGCUAUAAAUUCUCGAGCCGGGUGGCGAGGGAAGAAGCACAUCGUUAGCUAGAAAUGGAGAGGCACGUCCUCGUCUUCCUCGUCCUCUGCACAUGCUUUGCUUCCUCUGUUUCCUCGUACUGCGACGACGACUACGACUCCGACUCCAGCGCUCCUGUUGUAGACACAGCAGUCGCACCUGCGCCUGCGUCCUCGGCAGGUAGCUACAUCGCCGUCGUGGACUUGCCCAAGGGCGAGAAGCCACGGCACUUCACCAUCAGAAUCCUCGCCUCCAUUCUCGGCAGGUGACGUGAGCUGCUCUCUUCUUCCCCAUGACAUGGACUCCCAACUUUGAUUCUGGUCUCUCUUUGGUGAUGCUUCAGCGAGGAGGCUGCUACGAAAGCUUUGAUACGUGUCUACGACUAUGCCUUCUCCGGCUUCGAAGCACGCCUCAGUCCACGACAAGCCUCUGCACUAAUGAGUACGUACUCUCUCCUUGAGACCACGAUCGUGCUGCACUGUUCUUAUGGUCAUGAUAAGUCGCUGAUCUGAUGAUGCAGAGCAACCUGGCGUCCUUAAAAUCUUUCCCGAUAGCCAACUGGAGAUAUUCUAGCCUGAAUUCUGCGACGCGAUGAAGCU